Molecule: messenger RNA, 1880 nt
Organism: Durotheca rogersii
Lineage: Eukaryota; Fungi; Ascomycota; Sordariomycetes; Xylariales; Xylariaceae
Exons: 3
Coding region: 204-1145 (313 amino acids)
Cellular component (GO): plasma membrane
Source: RefSeq, a predicted model, not a curated record
CAGCAGCCAUUCGUCGUACUCCUGGGUUCUGUCUACAUACCUAUAUACCUGCGUAGUCGGGUAGCUGUGUCGGUUUAGAUUUCUGCCCUCUCUCCCUUUUAGCUCUGCCGAGCCCUCCCGUCUUUUAUAGAACCAAUAGAUAUUAUUGUUAUAUCGUCAUCAUCUUUAGAGGAUAGGAACACGGUAAUUCCCCAACAUCCGCCAUGCGGUCCCUAUCAUAUUGGGUAUUUCCCGUAGUAUCCGGCCUCAUGUGGCUCGCGACGCUCCUGGGUCUACUGCUGUACUGGGUCGUAAACACCGACCGGGUGAUAUACGCGUCGAUGCAGGACGGCCAGACCUUCGCCUACAUCUCGGACAUCGGCGCCUCCGAGCUCAAGCCGCUGUUCGUUACCGGUUGCAUCAUCACCGCCCUCUUUCUCGACCUCUCUUUCGUCUCCGACCGUCUGCUCCGCCACCGCGGCCGUCUCGUGCCCAACACCUCCCCCGGCGAGAAGGUCCUUGGCUCUCUCGCCAUCGUCUUCGCCAUCAUCGGCACCAUCGGCCUUACCUGCCUCUCUGGCUUUGACACCCUUCGCUACCAGGACCUCCACAACAUCUUCCUCCUCCUCUUCAUCGCUGGGUAUCUGCUCUCCGCUAUCUUUAUCUGUUGGGAGUACCAGCGUCUGGGCAAGAAACACCGGGAGCACCCGCUGCUGCGCAUAUCCUUCUGGGUUAAGCUGGUUUUCGUCAUCGUCGAGCUAGCCCUCGCCGUCGCCUUCGCCGUGUCCAACUUCCGGGGUCACAAGGACACCGCGGCCGCCCUGGAGUGGGUCGUCGCCUUCGUUUUCACCUUCUACGUCUUCUCCUUUGUCAUCGACCUGUACCCCGCCGUCGCCACGCGCAACGCCGCCAACGACCGCCACCACGACCGGCAUUCCUUCGGCUCCUUCGGCUCCUCCGCGCACGCCCAGCAGCGCGAGAUAGACGAGAUCUACUACGCCACGCACCCGACCGUGCCUCAGCCGCAUCACCACCAUCACCACCAGCCGCCGCCGCCGAGCGAUACCCAGGACGGCCAGAGGACGCUCGCCGCGAACGGCCAGAGCAAGGAGGACGCUGCUGCCAACCUCCAGAAGAUGAUGAGGAGAGGCCACGCCGACUUCUAAAUGAGAUGGGGCGGCAGAAGGGGAAGACGCGGGCCCUCACGGACGAGGCGGCGGUAGCUAAUGAGGAAUCUGAUGCAUGAGGACGAACGCCAGGAAGGCAAGCGAGGACGAAUCUGCGAAUCGAGCGCACGGAGAAUGGGUUUGGGCGAGGGACAGGCGCAUGUUACUUACGAUACCAACCGGCGAGAAGGAAUGCUAGAUCUCAUAUACAGCAACCAGAACGGAGACGGCGACGAUAUUGGCAGUUGGCGCGCGUAGUUCAUUUGAGGGAACGGGAGCUUUAUAAUAUAUAUACCCUGGUGUGGUGGCGUUUGGCACGUUCAACUUGGGUGGGCUUGGCUACUUCCUCCCCCCUUUUCCCAAUACCGUAUUUAUCAUAAUAGAAAACGGAGAAGGAGAAGAGUCACGGCAAUAGGCUAGGAUUGGAAGAAAAUAUCGUUGACAUCCUAGCGUAUAGGCCUAUAUGCCCCGAACAUACCACAUGUUCUGCGCCGGUCGCGCAAAGCUCGAGGGACCGUUUUCGAUCUCAAAGUUUACAUUUCGUGUAUUUCCGCCGUCCUCGUAGCUGCGGUGGUGUAUCCUCCUUCGCAGGCGCAACAUGCUUCGAGCUUCCAACUGUGAAAACGUCAAAUAUCUCCCACCAAAGGCGCGGCGAGACCUAGACUCCGGACCUACAUACAACACAACACAGAUCUGUUCGAGCCAAUGAAAAUACCCCGUGAACUUGCCCCCCCC